This is a messenger RNA of Coregonus sp. 'balchen', 9081 nucleotides long. The record is from the annotation of a GenBank genome assembly. Lineage: Eukaryota; Metazoa; Chordata; Actinopteri; Salmoniformes; Salmonidae.
GCGCACGCGUGGAGGGGAUCGGACGGAGGAGGGCUAGCUGGGGCGCGGGGAGAGGGAGGGAAGAGGGAGAGGGAGAGGGAGGAGAGCGGGCGCGGGCGCGGGCUCGCGGGCGCGGGCGGGAUGAGGGCGGCGGGCGGGGGCGGGCGAGGGCGGGCGCGAGGGAGCGGGCGGGAUCGCAGGCUCGAGGGCGGGCUAGCUGGCGCGGGCGAGGGCGGGCUAGCCGGCUCGCGGGCGCGGGCGCGCGGCUGGAUCGAGGGCGGGGGGGCUGCAGGAUCGGGGGGCGGGCUCGCUCGCCGGCUUCGCGGGAGGGAUCGAGGCGCGGGCGGGCGGGCUCGCGGGCGCGGCUCGGGAGGGCUUCGCGGGCGCGGCCCGGAGGGCUCGUGUAGUAGGGAGAGUAGAGAGGUUAGUAUAGGAGGGAGGUAGUUUAGUAGGUAGAUUAGAUAGUAGAGGACGAUUAGAGAGGGUUAGUUGAGUUAUGUAGUGUAGAGGGGUAUAGAGGGAGUAGUAGGAGUAGUAGGAGGAUAGGUUGGAGGAGUGAGAUAGAUGAGAGGGAGAGGUAGAGGGAGAGGAGGUAGAUUAGAGAUAGAGCGGUUAGAGGGAGAGGGGUAGGUAGGAGAGGGGUUUAGAGGGAGAGGGAAGGAUGUGGGGGAGAGAGGGGAGGAGGGAGGUGAGAGAGGGAGUAGGGGGGGGGGGGGGGAGGAUAGAAGGACGGGAGGGGGGGGUGGGGGGGGGAGGAUGAUGGAGGGAGGGGGGGAGGGGGAGGGAGGGGGGGGGGGAAGGGGGGGGGAGGAGAGAGGGGAAGGAGGGGAAAGGAGGGGAUAGAGGGGAGGGGGGGGAGAGGAUAGGGGAUAGAGAUUAGGGGAUGUGGGAUGGAUUUAGGAGGCUGGGGAUUGGAUAGAUGAUUGAGAUAGGUGAUGAGAUUAGGGAGAUGGGAUGAUUAGAAGGAUAGAGGGAGAGGGAGGAAGUAAGUCUAUCUCGGGACAGGAAUAGUGGAUGAGCUCAAAUUGCCUCACACAGGGGAGGAGGGAGAGGAGAGGAGCAGGAGAAGGAGAGGAGAGGAGGGAGAGGAGAGGAUGAGGAGAGGAGAGGAGAGGAGAGGAGAGGAGAGGAGAGGAGAGGAGGGGCGAGAAGGAGAAGGAGAAGGAACAAGUAGGAGAAGGGAAGAAAGAAGGCGAAGGAGAAGGAGAAGGAGAAGAAGACAGGUGGAACUCUAUACCGGUGAUGAAGCUCUUUCUGGUGUUGGGUCUUCAUGGCCUGCAUAGUAUAUGGGGACCGAGUGGCAGGCUGACAUUAUGGUAUGCUCAGUGUGUGUCCCCGUAGUGAGGGAGUGUGUGCGAGUGUAAUCUUACCAGGCUCAGAGGAUGAGAGGGAUGAUAAAGAGAGAGAGAGAGAGAGAGAGAGAGAGAGAGAGAGAUAUAUAUAAAAAGAGGAGAUUGAAUGAGAGGAUUUACCACCCCUGACUAAGCAAAGCCAUCUUGGUUAGUAUCUCUGCUAUGACACAAGCAUCACUCUGUGAGUUACCGGAGUAUGUACAGUUACCAGAGUAUGUAGAGUUACCAGAGUAGUGAGGCGGAUUGAGCGGACGGGAAAAAAAAUCCCGCUCAUCGGCUCAUGGACAUCCACGCCUUUCCAACCACCCCGCCCAAACACUGCAGCUUCGAAUUCGCUCCUUAAUUAAAAUCACAAUUUAACAAAACACCCAUCUAUUAUUGUGACUACCUGGACCUACCAUUGGUUUAAUAGUUGAAACAUUAAACCAUCUGAUUUGAAAAUAAAAGUAUUUAAAUAAAACAGGAAAAAGCUCAUCAUUUCAAAUAGGCUACAUGUCGAAUAUUAAACGGCAUAUAAACACUUAAAUAGGUAAGGCGCCAGACAGGGAGCAUAAGAAGGAACGAAAGAUGAAUAAUUUAGGCUAUAUUACAGUGCAUUUGGAAGUAUUCAGACCCCUUGACUUUUCUACAUUUGUUACGUUACAGGAAUUAUUCUAAAAUUGAUUAACUAAAUACACACAAUUCCCCAUAAUGACAAAGCGAAACAGGUUUUAGACAUUUUUGCAAAUGUAUUAGAAAUAAAAACAAGAAAAACCUUAUUUACGUAAGUAUUCAGACCCUUGCUAUGAACUCGAAAUUGAGAUUCAGGUGCAUCCUGUUUCAUGAUAUCCUUGAGAUGUUUGAACAACUUGAUUGGUGAGUCAGUCAACCUGUGCGAUAUUCAAUUGAUUGGGACAUGAUUGGGAAAGGCUAUAUCACGGUCUAUAUAAGGUCCAAAAGUUGGAAGUGCAUGUCAGGCAAAAAACAAGCCAUGAGGUCGAUAGAAAUGUCCGUAGAGCUCCGAGGGACAGGAUUGUGUCGAGGCACAGAUCUGGGAAGGGUAGUAAAAAAUGUCGGCCAGCAGUUGAAGAACACCAGAGUGGCCACCAUCAUUCUUUAAAUGGAAGAAGUUUGGAACCACCAAGACUCUUCCUAGAGCUGGCCCCCGGCCAAAUGAGCAAUCGGGGGAGAAGAGCCUUCGUCAGGGAGAGUGACCAAGAACCGAUGGUCACUCGAAGAGCUCCAGAGUUCCUCUGUGGAGAAGGAGAAUCUUCCAGAAGGGACAAAACCAUCUCUGCAGCACUUCACCAAUCAGGCCUUUAUGGUUAGAGUGGCCCACUAGUAAAAUACACCAUGACCCCCCCCGGACCGCUUGGAGAUUUGCCAAAAGGCAACCUAAAGGGACUCUCAGACCAGAGAAACAAGAUUUAUGGUCAGAGAUGAAACCAAUAUUUAAACGCUUUGGCCUGAAUGCAAGCGUCAAGUACUGGAGGAAAUCUGGCACCAUCCCUACGGGGGAUGAAGCAUUGAUGGUGGCAGGCAUCAUGCGUGGGGAUGUUUUUCCAGCAGCAGGGAUGGGAUGCUAGGCAGGAUCGAUGCAAGAUGAACAGAGAAAAAAGUACAGAGAGAUACUUGAUGAAAACAUGCUCAGAGCGCUCAGGGACCUCAGACUGGGGCGGAAGGUUUUCAUCUUCCAAACAGGACAACGACCCGAAGCAAACAGCCAAGAAACUAGGAGUGGCUCGGGACAAGUCUCUGAAUGUCCUUGAGUGGCCCGCCAGAGCCGGAGUCAAACGAUCUAAAAACCAAACAUCUUUGGAGAGACCUGAAAAAUAGCUGUGCAGCGAUUGCUCCCCAUCCAACCUAACAGAGCUGAGAGGAUCUGAAGAGAAUAAAUGUGCAUACAUGUCUAAAAAACCAGUUUUUUUGCUUUGUCAUUAUGGGGUAUUGUGUGUAGUUUAUUGAGGGGGAAAAACAAUUGAAUCCAUUUUAGAAUAAGGUUGUAACGUAACAAAAUGUGGAACAAAAGGAAAAAGUCAAGGGAGUCUAAUACUUUCCGAAUGAACUGUAUGCCUACAAAGAAAUACAUUGUGAAGCACCAGGGCUGGUAGGGACAUAAAGGGUCAGCCAUUAAACAAAUUUAGUUGUAUUAAACAUAUGUCUAUAAAGUGCAAAUAUAGGCGGGUGACUUACUUAGAAUUAAAUACAAAUUAACGGAAAAUGCAUAUUAGUGCCUUUGACUUGAUUCAUUUUUUUUCUAAACAUGAGUUUGGCCAAAGUCUGUGGCUUCAGGGAUCAUGCGAUGGUGCCUGGAGGAAAGCAGGCACAGCAGCGAAGAAGAUCCUAUACUGGCUGGCAGAGCCAUGGGGAUGCUAAACACCCCUUCGGGCCACUUUGCAGGCUGGGCAGAGCUGCAGAGCUCUUGUUUUAUAUUUUUUUAAGGUAUCCUAAAGGGUUAGGUUUUUAGGCUAAAUAACCCAAGAAAAAGGGAAAACCUCAUUGAGUGGGACAAUGCCCAGGCCUAUGGGCCAAACUCACUCAUGGCUAGUGUAUAGAUAAUAGAACAAAAAAUGAACGAAAUAUUUUAGAGAUCUGAUUUUUUGUUUAUAAAGUUUUGCUACAAGACACACUUAACUAACCCACAUCGUUCCUUUUUUUAGCAUGUGCACGUAGUAAGUUCACCAUCAUUGCUUUGGGAUAUGUUGUCUUUCAGAUUACACACUAAUUCACAAGCCACCUCAGCUCCUGCUCUUGGUCUUCAUCUUUGUAAGUUACCUGAUUUUGCACCUGUGUGUUUUAUCAGUUUCUUUAUGAAAAAUAUUAGUGACUCCAUGACAGUAGUAAAGCAAGGGGCUAUAAGCCGCACACAAGUAAGGAGACUAGAAAUGACAUGCGGGCCGGGCAUUCCCAGAGCUCUUGAAGUGAGCGCUUACUGGAGCAGAAUUGGGAGCCGACGCUCCAACCUUUGGACUCUUGGAGAGGAGAGGAGAGGAGAGGGAGAGGAGAGGAGAGGAGAGGAGAGGAGAGGAGAGGAGAGGAGAGGAGAGGAGAGGAGAGGAGAGGAGAGGAGAGGAGAGGAGAGGAGAGGAGAGGAGAGGAGAGGAGAGGGCUGAGAAGGAGAAGGAGAAGGAGAAGGAGAAGGAGAAGAAGGAGAAGGAGAAGGAGAAGAAGCCAGGUGAACUAUAUCCGGUGAAGUCUUUCUGGUGUUGAGGUCUUCAUGGCCCUGCAUAGCUCUAUGGAGACCUGAGUGGCAGGACUGUACAUUAUGGGUAUGCGUCAGUGUGUUGUCCACGCUAGUGGAGGGAGUGUGUGCGAGUGUACUUAUACCAGGCUCAGAGGAUGAGAGGGAGAUAAGAGAGAGAGAGAGAGAGAGAUAUAAAAGAGAGAGAUGAAUGAGAGGAUUUACCACCAUGAAUAGCAAGCCAUCUGGUGAGUAUCUCUGCUAUGACAACAAGCCUCACUCUGUGAGUUACCGGAGUAUGUACAGUUACCAGAGUAUGUAGAGUUACCAGAGUAUGUGAGCGGAGUUGAGCGGACGGAAAUCCCGCUCAUCGCUCAUGGACAUCCACGUCCUUUCCAACCACCCCGCCAAAAACUGCCGCUUCGAAUUCGCUCCAUUAAUUAAAAUCACAAUUUAACAAACACCCAUCUAUUAUUGUGACUACCUGGACCUACCAUUUGGUUUUGAAUAUUGAAACAUAACCAUAUGAUUUGAAAAUAAAAGUAUUUUAAUAAACAUGAAAAAGCUCAUCAUUUCAAAUAGGCUACAUGUCGUAUUAAACAGCAUAUAAACACUAAAUAGGUCAGGAGCCAGACAGGGAGCCUAAGAAGGAACGAAAAUGAAUAAUUUAGGCUAUAUUACAGUGCAUUUGGAAAGUAUUCAGACCCCUUGACUUUUUCUACAUUUUGUUACGUUACAGACUUAUUCUAAAAUUGAUUAAAUAAAUACACACAAUUCCCCAUAAUGACAAAGCGAAAACAGGUUUUUAGACAUUUUUGCAAAUGUAUUAGAAAUAAAAAACAGAAAUACCUUAUUUACGUAAGUAUUCAGACCCUUUGCUAUGAGACUCGAAAUUGAGCUCAGGUGCAUCCUGUUUCCAUUGAUCAUCCUUGAGAUGUUUCUACAACUUGAUUGGAGUCCACCUGUGGUAUAUUCAAUUGAUUGGACAUGAUUUGGAAAGGCUAUAUAAGGUCUAUAUAAGGUCCAACAGUUGACAGUGCAUGUCAGAGCAAAAACCAAGCCAUGAGGUCGAAGGAAAUGUCCGUAGAGCUCCGAGACAGGAUUGUGUCGAGGCACAGAUCUGGGGAAGGGUAGUAAAAAAUGUCUGCAGCAUUGAAGAACACAGUGGCCCCCAUCAUUCUUAAAUGGAAGAAGUUUGGAACCACCAAGACUCUUCCUAGAGCUGGCCGCCCGGCCAAACUGAGCAAUCGGGGGAGAAGAGCCUUAGUCAGGGAGGUGACCAAGAACCCGAUGGUCACUCUGACAGAGCUCCAGAGUUCCUCUGUGGAGAUAGGAGAAUCUUCCAGAAGGACAACCAUCUCUGCAGCACUCCACCAAUCAGGCCUUUAUGGUAGAGUGGCCACUCCUCAGUAAAAUACACAUGACAGCCCGCUUGGAGUUUGCCAAAAGGCACCUAAAGGACUCUCAGACCAUGAGAAACAAGAUUUUCUGGUCAGAUGAAACCAAUAUUUAACUCUUUGGCCUGAAUGCCAAGCGUCAAGUCUGGAGGAAAUCUGGCACCAUCCCUACGGUGAAGCAUGAUGGUGGCAGCAUCAUGCUGUGGGGAUGUUUUUCAGCAGCAGGGACUGGGAUGCUAGGCAGGAUCGAGGCAAAGAUGAACAGAGAAAAGUACAGAGAGAUCCUUGAUGAAAACCUGCUCCAGAGCGCUCAGGACCUCAGACUGGGGGCGAAGGUUCAUCUUCCAACAGGACAACAACCCGAAGCACACAGCCAAGAAAACUCAGGAGUGGCUUCGGGACAAGUCUCUGAAUGUCCUUGAGUGGCCCAGCCAGAGCCCGGACGUCAACCCGAUCUAACAUCUUUGGAGAGACCUGAAAAUAGCUGUGCAGCGAUGCUCCCCAUCCAACCUAACAGAGCUUGAGAGGAUCUGCAGAGAAUAAAUGUGCCUACAUUUCUAAAAACCAGUUUUUGCUUUGUCAUUAUGGGGUAUUGUGUGUAGUUUAUUGAGGGGGGAAAACAAUUUAAUCCAUUUUAGAAUAAGGUUGUAACGUAACAAAAUGUGGAAAAAGUCAAGGAGUCUAAUACUUUCCGAAUGCACUGUAUUAGCCUACAAAGAAAUACAUUGUGAAGCACCAGGCUGGUAGGGACAUAAAGGGCUCAGCAUCUAAACAACAUUUAGUUGUAUUAAAUCAUGAUAGUCUAUAAAUUGCACAUAUAGGCUGUGAUUUACUUAGAAUUAAAUACAAAUUAAACGGAAAAUGCCUUAUUAGUGCCUUUGAAUUCAUUUUUUUCUAAACAUGAGUUUGGCCAAAGUCUGUGGCUUCAGGCUCAUGCGAUGGUGCCUGGAAAGCAGGCCAGCAGCGAAGAAUAUCCUCUCCUGGCUUGCAGAGCCACUGGGGAUGCUAAACACCCUUCGGGCCACUCUUGCCAGGCUGGGCAGAGAUGCAGAGUUUUUUUUUCUAUAUUUUUUUCUAUAGGUAUUCCUAAAGGUUUUUAGGCUAAAUAACCCAAUAAAAAGGGAAACCUCAUUGAAAGUGGGAAUAUGCCAGGCCUACUGGGCCAAAAUCAAUCAUGGCCUAUUGUAUAGAUAAUAGAACAAAAAUGAACGAAAGUUUUAAGAGAUCUGAUUUUUUGUUUAUAAAUGUUUUGCUACAAUGACACACUUAACUACCCACCUCGUUCCUUUAUUUUAGCAUGUGCACGUAGUAAGUACACCAUCAUGCUUUCGGGAUAUGUGUUUUUUCAGAUUACACAAUAAUUCACAGCACUCGCUCUCUUGCUCUUGGUCUUCAUCUUUGUAAGUUACCUUGAUUUUGCACCUGUGUGUUUUAUCAGUUUCUUUAUGAAAAUAUUUAGUGAACUCCAUGACAGUAGCUAAAGCAAGGGGCUAUAGCAGCACACAAGUAGACUAGAAAUGCAUGCUGGGCCGGGCAUUCCCAGAGCUCUUGAAGUGAGCGCUACUGGAGCAGAAUUGGAGCCGACGCUCCAACCUUUGGGAAUCUUGCUCUGCGAGAUUUGUUGCACAAACAUUUUAUUGUCCCCGACCCAUGGUCACUCUGUUAUUGGUUCCCCCUGCAGUGCGAAAACAGGAGAUUAUCAAGAUCACUGAGCAGCUGAUUGAAGCUAUCAACAAUGGAGACUUUGAGGCCUACGCGUGAGUACACUACAACUCUCAGCCUGCACCUCACCAAAGUACUAUAACUCCCAGCCUGCCCAUCACCAUAACACUACAACUCCUAGCCUGCACCUAAUUUUACCCUAAAACUACAGGUGACAUUUUACCUCUCCUGAACUGCGCUGACCUCUGCAAAAAACACCUUUAUACUCUAAAUAUUGUUGCAGGAAUUAUAGCCUGCAGCUCAAAUCACCAUAACACUACAACUCCCAGCCUGCACCUCAUUAUCUCCCUACAACUAUAGAGGUUCUAAACUGAGAUUUCUUGGUUGCUCUUUUAGUCUGAGCUCAGAUGAUGUGUUGUGAAACAAUGUGUUAUGUUGUGAGAAUAUGUGUUGUGUUGUGUUUGUUGUGUUGUGAGACAAUGUGUUGUAAAGUGUUGUGUUCUGUGUUUUCAACAGGAAGAUCUGUGACCCAUGUUUGACGUCAUUUGAGCCAGAGGCCCUGGGGAACCUAGUGGAGGGCAUGGACUUCCACCGGUUCUACUUCGACAACCGUAAGACAACCAUUACACACACUUAAUAAAACCACUACACAACUAUAACACAAUCACUACAUAACUACUACACAACAUUAAGACAACCACUACAUAACUACUACACAACAUUAAGAGAACCACUACACAACCAUUACACAACUAUAGUACAACCUUAAGACAACCACUACCCAACCAUUGCACAACUAUAACAACCUUAAGACAACCACUACACAACCUUAAGACAACCAUUACACAACAAUUAUACAACCAUAAACUAUCUAUUCUCUCCCUUCCCAGUCCUGUCUAAGAACAGUAAACCCAUCCACACCACCAUCCUCAACCCUCACGUCCACCUGAUUGGUGAAGAGGCCGCCUGCAUCGCCUACAUACGCCUCACGCAAUUCGUCGACGGCACCGGCCGCCCAUGCUCCAGCCAAUCAGAGGAGACGAGGGUGUGGCAUCGCCGGGAGAGCAAGUGGCAGAACGUUCACUUCCACUGCUCAGGAGCACCGGCCGCACCGCUGCAGCAGUGAACUGGUACACACACACACACAUACACACACACGCAUACACACACACACAUACACGCAUACACACGCACACAUACACACACACGCAUACACACGCACACAUACACACACAUACACACACACACACAUACACACACACGCAUACACACGCAUACACACACACAUACACACACACGCAUACACACACACACACACACGCAUACACACGCAUACACACACACACAUACACACACACGCAUACACACACACAUACACACACACACAUACACACACACGCAUACACACACACACAUACACGCAUUCACACACCCACAGCCACAUACACACUUCCGAGCUUGACAGUUAUUGUUUGCAGAGUUGCUGUUAAUGUAAACCUAGCAUGCUUUUUUUGUCUUCCAGGAGGAGUGA